Molecule: messenger RNA, 3370 nt
Organism: Cyprinus carpio (common carp)
Lineage: Eukaryota; Metazoa; Chordata; Actinopteri; Cypriniformes; Cyprinidae
Gene: rab19
Product: ras-related protein Rab-19
Exons: 4
Coding region: 1012-1668 (218 amino acids)
Cellular component (GO): trans-Golgi network
Molecular function (GO): GTPase activity; GTP binding
Source: RefSeq, a predicted model, not a curated record
AUCUCUGCAUCCAUAUAGCAACAUUCUUUUUUUUUUUUUUGGUAUGGUCAAAUACUCACAUUUUCAUUUAGAAAAUAUGAAAAAUAUGAAAGUCCAGUUACACAUUUAGUACAUUUCGAUAUAAUUUUGCAUAAUUUUAAAAACAAACAGUGUUUGUACUCAUGGUGUAGUUUAACAGAAGACUUUUUCUGAGUCAAACAGGAGUCGUCAUUAACUGGCUUAUCUGCAUUUCCCCGAGUCAACUUGUGACCAGACACAAAGACCUCUGACCUCUGGACCGGGCCGAGAGCCAAGCACCCCCCUCACACAGAUGUGUGCAUUGUCCGGCGAGCAGCGGUGCCUCGUGUUCACUUCAGCUAAUGACGUGUGUGUGGGUGUGCAUUCACCGUUUACACACAUUACUGUAGAUUUCAGCCCUCCACGUUCACAUAAACACACUUUACUGGAGCAGACAUGCUGUAAGUGCCAUUGCCUAUUCUUUCUGUAGUUUAUAAGACUGAUUGACAGAUGGAUCUGGAGUUUGUCUCAUUUGUUACGACAGUCAAAUGUGACCCGUGACUGUGUGCAAUAGAGCAAGACGGUGUACGUGAGAUAUGUGUUUAUAUCCUGUUCUGCUGAGCAAAGGUCACCUUUCAAGACAGCAGCGCUGCUUUGUGUUUGAUUUCUAGUCUAGCGCUUUUUAAGAUGCAUAUGUGUUCAUAUCUUUUUUUUUUACUUGAGAAUCAUGUUUAAAUGGUUUAGAAGAGAAGCAACAGGCUUUCUCUUAUGUAAAACUUUAAAUGUGCACAUUUUCUUUUCCAAUAGAUUGCAAUAUCUACAAACAAACUGCAGUUGCCGCAGGUGGGCAGGCGACUGGACGUCUCGCCUCCAGACGCAGCUUACAGAAAAGGCCUGUCUUCAGAGAACUGAUUGCAGAUAUGGUGAAAAUAGCACUGGAGCUGUGACUUUUGCGCCCCUGAAUGAAUCAUUUCAGGGUCUGUGGGUCACGAUCUGCGAGUAUUUAUUGCAGAAAUGCAGUCCACAGGGCUGGAUGAUGAAGACCGCUGUAACUUUCUGUUCAAGAUCAUCCUGAUUGGUGACAGUAAUGUGGGAAAGACCUGCGUGAUCCACAGCUUCACGUCUGGGCUCUUCAGAGACAGCCAGCACAACACUAUUGGAGUGGACUUCACCGUUCGCACGAUAGACAUCGAUGGCAAGAGAGUGAAGAUGCAGGUCUGGGACACGGCGGGACAGGAGCGUUUCCGCACCAUCACACAGAGUUACUACCGAAGUGCUCACGGCGCCAUGAUCGUGUAUGAUCUGACCCGACGGCCCACCUUUGAGUCUCUGCCGCACUGGAUACAGGGUGUGGAGCAGUACGGAGCCGCCAACGUGGUCUUCGUUCUGAUAGGUAAUAAGUGUGACCUGGAGGCGCAGCGGCAGGUGCUAUUUGAGGACGCGUGCACGCUCGCGGAGCGGACGGGUGCGCUGGCGGCGCUCGAGACCUCGGCCAAACAGCAUCACAACAUCGAGGAAGCUUUCGAACUGAUGGCACGCGAACUCAUAGUGCGACACGGAGGAAUAGUCCAUCCGGACAGCCAAUCAGAUUCACCGACUGUUCUCCUGCACUCCGACUCUCAUCCAGUGCAUGAAGGAGAACACCUGGAGAAGAGGGCAUGUGACUGCUGACUGAAUUAUGUUAAAAAUCAGUGUCCAGGUGCAAAUAUUGGUGAACUACUUUCCACUUUAUUAGAACGGACUGCUUGAAGUGCUAUUUUGUUAUCAUAUUAUUUUAAUUUAUAAUCAUAAACAUACUGUUUUGUUGCUCAAACAGCUUUACCGUUUACCACACUUUGUUAUUCCUGUAGUUAUUUAUCCAUAGCGGGUAAUGAAUAGGAAAUCUUGCAAAUUGCACGCUAUAAUCACUAAAAAGCUGUCAUUUAUUUCGUUUUAUCAGGAUCUCACAAAUUCCCGUUAUAAUUAAGAAAUAUAUCAUUUACACAGUGUCAACACUUUGUUUAUAUGAUGAGAGGAUUCGAUGAGAGGAACUACGCGCUUGGCAAAUUCAAAACUUCUGUGUUUUAAGCGUUGAGUGGAUUCCAACGCCUGAUUGGCCAGCACUGCGUUCCAGAAAUCAACAUAUAUGUCUGUGAUUGGCUAAACUGCUCAACGCUGCAAAAACACGUUGUCAUUAGAAACCUUGGACGCUUUGCUGAGCGCAAACACAAAUAUGGUGCGCUAAAUAUUGUGGAUCUGGUGUAAAAACAGAUUAGACAUCUCAGAAAAUGUAAAAUGCAUUAAAUGAAUUAAUUAUAAUAAAUAUGUAUACAAGUACAAUAUUACAGAUUACCUUUUGUGGGACAUUUAUUCUGCAGUCGGUUGCGUACAGUACAAUAAAAUGCAUAAAACGUUACAAACAGUUCGUCAAUAAAUCCAUUUUUUGUUUUUUCGUAACACUUAAUAUAUUUAAAGGACUAGAUAUGAAUUGAGGAUUUUGUGUGUUCAAUUUUUAGACAAACCAAGAACAAUCACACGGCUUCUUAGCAGCGUUGUCCUACUAGUCAUAAUGCAUUAAAAAAAAAAAACAUGAUUGUAAAAGCUGGAACUAUUUUUAACUUGAAUUACGUCUGAAAAUACAGUACGACAUGAUGCCCAAAACACCCGACAUGUGUACAUAAGACAAUUACAAAACAGCACAAACAAAACUGUGUGACGCUUAAGAGGUACUGUUAUACACAGAAAACCAAAGUGUUCACAUUUACACAAACUAACCGAGGCGUAUGUGAACUUUAAUGGCAAAUAUAUCAGAGAACAGACACAUUUCCACCUAUUGGAGGAAUUAAAAAAGAACUUCCUCCUGUCAACGGCAUUGUGUUGUUUCUUCAUUAACUAGUAUGGCUUCAUGGAUGAACGUCUUUCCUUGCUGCAAGCGUUUAACCUUGUGCUCUUGAAAAUAUCUCUUUCACUGCUCUGUUUGAGCUCAUUACAAUUUACCCAUAAGCCACAUCAUGUCCCAAAUGGUGCACUUGAUUUCGUCUAGAACAUCAUUCUGUGAAACUCUUUCAAACGUUAACUGCUACAUUUCAAAUCUCACAAGAGUGUUUGCAGAGGAAGGGUCACUGCUUAGAGAAGAUUGAGUGCGAAGGCAUGCUUUGGGACAAGGACAAGGUGUAACACUAUUAACAGACAGACAAACACGAACCAGGUCAACAGCAGACUGCAGUAACAGUAAAGUGGAUGAAAAACACUGUAUUGAAAGUUUGGAAUAUUUUUUUUUUUUUAUGAACUCCAUUAGCAUAAAAAUUGACUUUAUGUAACUGCAUUAAAAAUACAAUUGAUAGAAGCCUGUUUCUGCUUUAGAGUAAAAAAAAAAAAAAAAGGGUAUUUGCGA